Microthlaspi erraticum is the source of this 681-nucleotide messenger RNA. NCBI's taxonomy places the organism in Eukaryota, Viridiplantae, Streptophyta, Magnoliopsida, Brassicales, Brassicaceae. The record is from the annotation of a GenBank genome assembly.
AUGGCCGGGAUAAAUUCUUCGCCGGCGACGAUUAAGCUCGUCUUCGUUCUAUUCCUCUGUCUCGCAGUCUCACCCCCAUCACCCAAUUUCGUAAAUGGCUUCUCUUUCCCUUUCUCCUUCUCACAGUACAAAGCCCUAAUCUCAACCUCACGAUCCCUCCUCCUCCGCGUCGCAAACCUACGCGACUCGCGAGGAGACGCGUCGGGAUCUAAUCGUGUACGAGCCAUGGCCGACGAGAUCGAUCGUGGGCUAGGGAUAGGAUUUCUGAGCAGAGCGUGGUCUGUUGGGUGGGAUUACAUGUGGAACUACGCUUGGAGAAAAGGAGGAAUUGACUACGGUGAGAUGUACGGUGCGAUUGGUGAUCUCAAUGAGCUUAUGGGAUUGGUUACUGAAUUCAAUCGAGCUGAAUCGAAUGCUGAGAAAGCAAGCUCUGUUGCUCGGAGUUAUGGCAAAGCCCUCCGUGUUUCGAAACAAUUGCUUCGUCGUCUUCUUAGAAUCUUUGGUAAAUCGGGAGCAUUGAGGGAGUUUUGGGAGAUGGUGCAAGCUGAAGUAGUAGAUGGAGAGUUAUUACAAGACUGUCUCGAAGUUGGGAGCUACGACGUUAAGAGUUUGCUUCAAAUAGCUAAAGACAUGGCUCUACAAUACUUUUCUUCUGGAAGCAGUUCCUCAGAUGAAUUAUAG